Molecule: messenger RNA, 768 nt
Organism: Emiliania huxleyi CCMP1516
Lineage: Eukaryota; Haptophyta; Isochrysidales; Noelaerhabdaceae
Exons: 1
Molecular function (GO): protein binding
Source: RefSeq, a predicted model, not a curated record
CUUGGUGUGUUGCGACGUGACCAGGGUGACCUGGACGGCGCGGAGGCGCUGUUCCGCGAGUCAAUGGAGGCGAGGCGAGAGGCGCUCGGCGACCGGCACUGGGAUACGCUUUUCUCGAUCAACUGCGUCGGCACGGUGCUGCACGACCAGGGCGACCUGGACGGCGCGGAGGCGCUGUACCGCGAGGCGCUGGAGGGGAGGCGAGAGACGCCCGGGGGGGGCGACCGGCACAUGGAAACACUCAUCUCGAUCAGCAACCUCGGCGGGCUGCUGAGGGAAAGGGGCGACCUGGCUGGCGCGGAGGCGCUGUGUCGCGAGGCGCUGAACGGGCUGCGAGAGACGCUCGGCGACCGGCACCACCUCACGCUCGCCUCGAUCAACAACCUCGGCUCGCUGCUGCAUGUCAAGGGCGACCUGGACGGCGCGGAGCCGCUGUAUCGCGAGGCGUUGGAGGCGAGGCGAGAGACGCUUGGCGACCGGCACCCGAACACGCUCUUCUCGAUCAACAACCUCGGCUUGCUGCUGCAGGCACAGGGCGACUUGGACGGCGCCGAGGCGCUGCUUUGCAAGGCGCUGGAGGCGAGGCGAGAGACCCUCGGCGACCGGCACCCGUACACGCUCAUCUCGAUCUACAACCUCGGCGGGCUGCGGAGGAAGAAGGGCGACCUGGACGGCGCGGAGGCGCUGUGCCGCGAGGCGCUGGAGGGGAGGCGAGAGACGCUCGGCGACCGGCACCCUAACACGCUCGGCUCCGCAGAGGCGGUUGCU